UGGUCGCGUUCUCGAGUUGUAAGAACAAAGAAAAGAAAGAAGCGCCAUUUCGCCAUCUGAAUCCGUGCGCUUUCGCUUGCCCUACCAUCUCAUCUUCUCGAUCCUGAACCAUCAACCACUGGUCUUUGUUGUUCCCAAGGAACAGAUACCUGAUACUUUACAGAGUAGGUAGGUACUCAGAGGCAUAUUCGAUUGCAUCAUAGCACACCCAAAGCAGAACGCGAUAAGGCUCCAGAUAUCACUUGCGGCGAAAAAGAAGACGGUCACCAGAUCUUGCCUUUCCAGGUUCAUGAAAAUACCUCUCGUUUCCUUCAAAUUUCGUUCUGGCCACAUCUGCAGUCCCUCGAGACUGUCAUCAACCCCACCACAACUCUUCUUCGUAUAUGCUUGCCAAAAGAUUCAUCACAAUGGCUGCCACCAGAGGCCUCAGCGAGAUUCCAACCCUCACCCAACUCUAUCGCGACCCUGAGUCUGCCCUUUCCGAGGCCCAUCUCUCAUCAAGAAGCGACCCUGACUAUCCCGCCUCUGAUUCCAUCAACAAGCGCAUCGGCUUGAUUCGCGGCGAUAUCACCAAGCUUCGCCUUGAUGCCAUUGUCAACGCCGCAAACAGAUCGCUACUAGGCGGAGGGGGCGUUGAUGGAGCCAUUCACAGAGCCGCUGGUCCUGAUCUGGUUAAGGAGUGUAAGACCCUCGGCCCCAUUAACACUGGCGAGGCUGUCAUCACAAAGGGUUACAACCUCCCUUCCAAGCAUGUCAUUCACACCGUCGGACCUGUGUACGCUGCAGACGCGAGCCCCAACGAGAGUCUUGCCAAUUGCUACCGCGAAAGCUUGAAGCUUGCUGUCAAGAACGGCGUGACCACGAUCGGUUUCAGCGCCAUCAGCACAGGCGUUUACGGGUUUCCCAACCUUCCUGCCGCUAAGAUCGCCUGCAGGACUGUGAGAGAAUUCCUUGAAAGCGAAGAGGGUAGCAAGCUCACCAGAGUGGUAUUUGUCACAUUUGUUGCUCCUGAUGUGAAUGCGUACAACGAGACGAUCCCACGAAUGUUUCCCCCCACUAAAGACGGAUCUGCUUAGAAAAGACCAUUUGCAAGAUUCUGCGAAGAAUUAGAAUGAUCUUGAUGGGAUUUUUGAUGUUUAAGAGGAAUACCGAGAAAUAUGUUUCUCUUAAUUCCAUGCCAAACUCAACCUAAGCAAAGGGACACUUACACCUAUUACGGUACACCUUGCGGCCCCCAUUUUAGUAUCAAGAAUACUUGGCUUGGCUCGUGGUCUUCCAGGUAAUAAGCAUGAGAGGCUAGCCUGCAUUGGCGUUUACGAACGGAUACAUAGCUUUCUAGGGGCCGUUUCAAACAGCACAUUCAAUAGAACUUCUCCAGACAUUGCAUCCUCUUCGAGGGAAACGCAACGAUAGACGCGAUAUUAGCCUUUAAUGGAAAUAUUUAUGCUGAAA
Fusarium redolens is the source of this 1452-nucleotide messenger RNA. RefSeq lists its product as uncharacterized. The coding region runs from base 384 to 1076 and encodes 230 amino acids. The transcript has 2 exons. The record is from RefSeq and is a predicted model, not a curated record. NCBI's taxonomy places the organism in Eukaryota, Fungi, Ascomycota, Sordariomycetes, Hypocreales, Nectriaceae.